Molecule: messenger RNA, 438 nt
Organism: Eimeria necatrix
Lineage: Eukaryota; Apicomplexa; Conoidasida; Eucoccidiorida; Eimeriidae
Exons: 1
Coding region: 1-438 (145 amino acids)
Source: RefSeq, a predicted model, not a curated record
AUGGGGGAAGCAUUGCAUUAUGAGUGGCCCCCUAGCUCGACAAAUAGUUGGGACUCAGGUUUACUCCCUCAGGAUACUCAGCGGAUUCCAGGGUAUCGUUUGCCAGUGGUAGGGGUGUACUGGCAAUAUUCCACAGCACUAGUGCUGCUAGUUUACGCCGCCGUCGUGCUGUUUGUGGCUCUCUGGGCUCGACGUCAAUUACAGCACUUGUCGGAACAUGGUUGCAGGACUGGAGAUUCAGGCUUGGGUGGUGAUAUCUCAUCCCGCUCGCAAGUAGGUGUAGGAAAUCGGCCAGUGCCGAGACCACAAGCGCCGAGCCGCACGAUGCUCAGGCAGCUGCUAGAGAAGCAGCUGAGAAACAUGAACUGGAAAGGCAAGGGAGUGCGAGACGGAUGGGGCCGGUGGCUGGCCUCUUGGAAAUUGCCGGCAAGAAAAUAA